This is a messenger RNA of Thyridium curvatum, 900 nucleotides long. RefSeq lists its product as uncharacterized. The transcript has a single exon. Bases 1 to 900 code for a protein of 299 amino acids. Gene Ontology annotation, cellular component: nucleus; cytosol. NCBI's taxonomy places the organism in Eukaryota, Fungi, Ascomycota, Sordariomycetes, Thyridiales, Thyridiaceae. The record is from RefSeq and is a predicted model, not a curated record.
AUGGUCGAGAAGCUCAACGCCCAACUCGACGCGGCUCGCGCGGCGGCCGCCACGAUCACGGCGCACUACCAGGGCAAGCCCGGCGCCGGCGGCGACGCCCUCAAGCCCCUGCGCAUCGCCAUACUCCUCAACUCGUACCGCUCGCGCUUCAUCGAGGCCAUCCGCGACUCGUACGUCCGCACCAUCGGCGCCGUCUCCCCGGACUCGCAGCUCGCCUUCUUCUACCCCGUCGAGCGCGACGACUUCCCGGACCCGGAGCGCUUCGACCUCGUCGUCAUCGGCGGCAGCAACGUCGACGCGCGCAAGACGUCGCUGUUCUGGGUCCGGCGCAUGCACGCCUUCAUCGCCCGCCUCGCCCGCGACCACCCGGCCAAGAAGGUCUGCGGCAUCUGCUGGGGCCACCAGACCAUCUCGCUCGCCUUCGGCGGCGAGGUCGUCGACUCGGAGCCCCCGCAGCUCGGCGUCGCGGAGAUCGAGCUCACGCACCACGGCCGCCGCUUCUUUGGCGUCGCCGCGCAGCCGGCGAACCGCGGAGUCGGUAGUCUGCGCCUGCAGCAGCACCACCGCCGAGAGGUGGCCCGGAUGCCCAAGGGCUUCGUGCCGCUGGCGAGCCAGAACCAGUGCUUCGUCAACGAGGCCAACACCAUCCUGACGUUCCAGGGCCACCCGGAGAAGGACGCCGAGACGGCGAAGCUGAGGAUCCACGACGCGGAGCGCUGGUUCGGCACGGACUUGUACGACGCCGAGGCGGUGGAGAAGCUGAGGAGCUGCAUGGAGCUCGAACACGACGGGGAGCUGGUGUGGAGGCGCGUGCUCGCUUGGGCUGCCGAGGCGCCGUCCACCUCCCCCGUCUCGUCCCUCAGCCGCACCCAUGGCUUGCCGGGUGCUUCUGUUCUUUGA